CUUGUGUUUCCUGAUAGACUCUGACAGACAGUCAGCUGCUGCGGGAAAGUUUUGACAUAGUUUGAUAGCUCUCUGUAUCUACAGAUAAUUAUAUGUUAUCGUGUUGGAACCUCAUUCCCUCUGUGCGCUUAUCAUCGGACAUCGAUUAUCAUACUGUAAAUCAAUCCGGUUUAUAGCUUUAUGUUUAUUUAAAAAAGAAAAAAAAGAAAAAAAAGAAAAAGACCGGUCACUUGGAAGAACUUUCGGAAUGAGUUUGAACGAGCACUCUUUGCAGGCUCUGUCAUGGAGAAAACUCUACUUGAGUCGAGCCAAAUUAAAAGCCACCAGCCGCACUUCAGCUCUGUUGUCGGGCUUCGCAAUGGUUGCCAUGGUGGAGGUGCAGCUGGAGCGGGAUUACAAGUAUCCUCCAGGGCUGCUUAUAGCCUUCAGUGCCUGCACCACGGUUCUGGUUGCAGUGCACCUCUUUGCCCUCAUGAUCAGCACCUGCAUCCUCCCUAACCUUGAGGCCGUCAGCAACGUUCACAACCUCAACUCUGUCAACGAGUCUCCCCAUGAGCGCAUGCACCGCCACAUAGAACUGGCCUGGGCUUUCUCCACAGUCAUCGGUACCCUCCUCUUCCUCACAGAGGUGAUGCUCUUGUGCUGGGUGAAGUUCUUGCCCCUCAAAAGCAACAAAGAAGAAAACAACGGCACCAUAAGUUCUGGUGAGGCCGCAGCCAUCGCUUCCACUUGCAUCAUGGUGCCGUUUGGAAUUGUUUUUAUCGUGUUUGCUGUCCACUUUUACCGCACACUUGUUAGUCACAAAACGGACCGACAGAUCCGAGAGCUGGAGCAGGUCAUUCGGCUCCAGAACCAGCUGGAUCACAGGGCUGAGAAUGACGACCUGAAGGCGGCUGUUCAUUUCCCUUGAUUAUAGCCAAUCAGCAUACAACUACAGUGGACAUUCAGCAGUGCUUUUAUUGUGAAAUCUCCUCUUAAAGCUUUAUUUUUAAUGUUUAUAAACUGUGCUCAGAUGCCUUUUUUUUUUUUUCUUCAAAAUUGCAAUCUUCAUCUAUCGAGUGUUGCAGCUUUCGACUCAGUCCACUUUUGGAUAAUGCAUGUUCACCAACUGCUACACAUUAGAUAUUAGUAAAAUAGUUUUACUUUCACUUGAAAGUAAAUCAUUUGCUCUCAGGCGCUAACAUAUAAGUGGCCUGCAAAAUGACACAUCAUAUCAUAUUAUAAAAUUACACAUUUUAAGGCUGAAGUCUCUAAAGAACUUUGUAAUGUGAAAAAUGUACUACAUAAUAAUGAAUAAUAAGUUGUUGUUUAGUUGUAAACAACAGUACAAAACAGCACUUAAUUUCUUAGGACUUAAAAUCUUAUUAAGAUCCAGGUCUUGAUCCAAACAAUGGCCCUAAAUUAAAGGUGCACUUCCUUGUUUGAAUGUGAGUUAACACGGCCAGAACUUCUUCACAAUAUUCAUGUAAAAGACGUCUGGUCUAAGUCCAGGUAGAUGCUUCAGUGGUGCUGUUCUUUCUGUGGUUUUUAUUAAUUAACUAGUCUAUUGAAGCCAUCAAACUUAAGUUUAUUCUGUGCUGCUGAUGGAGGUUUACUGUAAAACUUGUCGCCAUAGCAGCAUCCACCUGAGGCUUUGUAGGGAGCAUUACCAAGCCUAUAUUGUCAACACAGAUGUUCAUAUUCAAGAUGUGAAUUGUCUGAAUGAAAUAUCAGUUAUAUUAGAAUCACUGCUUCCUUUAAAACCAAAAUUAUGGCACAAGUUGCAUCAUUUUAAAAUAUUUAUUAGUCCUUAGUGCUUUGAUUUGGCUGAUACACGUGUCUAUCCUCAAUGGACUUAAUGGUUGCUUAUGGGAUAUAUUUGUAUUUUGCCCUAGUUUACAGUUUUAGGUUGUGUCAAAGAUUUGCAACUUUCCCUGUCCUGAACCAAGAUUUUUCAGUCAGCAUAGGAAAAUUAAGCUUUGAGCAAAACAUUGUUUAGAUCUUUAACAAAAGAAAUAUGACAUAUUAAUGUUAACAUACAUCAGUAUUCAUGUGUUAUCUGAGGCAAAAGGAACUUCUCUUAAAAAUAAAUACUGGUCAGGGAAUGCUUUUAACCAAAUUGUGGUAUUACAGUGCACAUAUUUUUAUAGCAAGGUUUUGAUGGGAAUCAAAGUGAAUAUUUAAGGGCAGCAUUUUGAGCCAGAUGGUUACGUCUGUGUUUAAGACUCAUUGUUCUUUUUUCAGAGGAGUCAUUCUCUAGGAAACACAAUCUCGGAUAAAAAAAUUGAGAAAUUUGCUCGAUCUCAUGUUGCUUUUGCAAUUAUAACAUAUUGUAAUCCAAAGAAUAGUUACUGGUUUUGAAGAAGUAUUUUUAAAUGUGUUAUUACAAAGCAUGUGUGUAUUGGAACUGUGUCUAAAUUUGUAUGUUUUGUACCUUUCAUAGUUUACAAGUUUGAGCAUGAUCACUUUUAGGUUGUGGAUUUUUUAAGGUGCGGAACAUAGAGUGUGUUGUUUUUGUCCUGUGGCACAUUGUUGAAUUGUUCUACACGUGUUUGACAGUUUUCUUAACUUUUCUCUUGUAGUUAGUUUAAAAUUAGUACAUAAACUCAAAAGAAGAAAUGUGUGCACACGGCAUGUGUGAUACUGCCAUGAUAUAUGAACAUUUUCAUAUCCCAAAAUAUGAAUCCCUAAAUAUGUUGAAUUAGCAAAACACAACAUGAGAAUAUGUUUUGUCUUUUGGUCAGCAAACACAGUACAACCAUUUCUAAUCUAUGCCAUGAACAUGAGUUUGAAUAUGUCUCAUGUGAUUUAUAUUGUAACAUAAUACCAAGGUAAUGCAGCAGUCAUUAGUGCCAUGUCAGUUUUGUCUGUAUUAGCCACCCCCUAUACGUGUUUCAUGAUGAGUCAUGGUAAUGUAAUACCAUCUGUAGACCACAAGCUCCCUAAAUUUGGAUUCAAAUUCUCCUGUGCAGAUAGUAACAUCUCUGGGACACGUAGCAGAGAACAAGGAGCCACGAGGGGUUGGUAACUCUCAGACUGUUUAGUAAAAUGAUCAUUACCCUUCUCCACACUGUUGUUUGUCUUUAUGACUUUGUUACAGGAACUAAAUAGACAGGUUAAUGCAGAUCGACUGCACACACUCUGGUACACUUGUGAUAGGAAUAUUCUCUAUGUGCCUUCUUUAAACACAGAUCAAUGCAAGCAAAGGCAAGUUUCUUUGGUUCAUUAUUGUGGUUUAUUUAUUUAACCCAGUGUGUGGAAUUGUAUAUAGACAGGUUCCACUGCUUGUGUGAAUACACAGCUUCAAAGUGAAUUAUCAGCAAAUACUGUAUUUUGAAGUUUUACUUAUGUGUGGUGUUAGCAGCUCAAGAAGCUGCAGCUUUUUUCACCUGGUAAGUCUCUCCAGGAAAUUUGUUGCCAGUUUGAAUAAAACACAUUUAAGAUGA
Messenger RNA from Seriola aureovittata, 3425 nucleotides. Its product is annotated as calcium release-activated calcium channel protein 1-like. Gene Ontology annotation, molecular function: store-operated calcium channel activity. Gene Ontology annotation, cellular component: membrane. Lineage: Eukaryota; Metazoa; Chordata; Actinopteri; Carangiformes; Carangidae. The record is from RefSeq and is a predicted model, not a curated record. Gene Ontology annotation, biological process: store-operated calcium entry. Bases 248 to 910 code for a protein of 220 amino acids. The transcript is spliced from 2 exons.